UACGUUUAUACAAAAUGCCUAACCAGGUGUUAACUAUAGAGCCGCAAAACGAACUAAAGUUUAAAGUUGACUUUUCAGGCCUGUUUGAGCAAGGGUAUACAACAUACAUGCGACUGACAAACCCGAGCACUGAUACCGUACUGUUCAAAAUAAAGACAACUGCACCAAAGAAGUAUUGUGUACGUCCUAACUCUGGUGUUCUCAAGCCAAAUUCCAAAGUAGACAUUGCGAUUACCCCACAGCCAGUUUAUGUUGAUCCUAACGAGAAACAUAAACAUAAAUUUAUGGUGCAAAGUGUCAUUGCACCUGAGGGGAACACCAAUAUAGAUCAAGUAUGGAAGGAGAUUGCCCCGGAUCAGCUUUUGGACUACAAGUUAAAAUGUGUGUUUGAAACUCCCCGUGGCACUAAUCUCAAUGAUUCUGGUGACACCGCUGCUCAGAAUGAAGUUGCUAAGAAGCGAGUGGCUGUGUCUGAGGAAGGGAAAACAUCAACAAAGGUGUUACCCUUACAGGAUGCCGUAGAAGGUUUCAUCCAUAACGAAUCAAAGCGGAAGGGUGAUGACACAUCUGGAAUUUUCAAAACGGCUGCAGAUAAUGAUCUGCAAAAUGCAGCUUCGGAAGUGAUUCUUUUGAGGGAGGAAGAAAGCAAAUUAAGACAAGAAAAUCUGCAGCUAAAAGAAGAGCUGCUGCGUCUUCGUCAGGCGGCGGGCGAUGGUCGCCUUCAGCGUCGUCACUCGUACGGACCGGAGAAAAACGCACAGGUGGCUAUGAUGCCGUGGCUCAUCACCGCUGUAGGCAUGGCGAUUCUUGGCAUCAUCAUCGGCAAGUUCCUUAUGUGAAUGGUCGCAAACCCCGCGGCGACUCGACAUCACCUUACGCUGUUCAACCACUCCCAACGCGUCCCUCUCGCACAAGGCAGCUUGACGAUUUUUAGUGGCGUCUUUCAAAGCCUCUUUCUUACCGCUUCUGUGAUCUUGGAAAGUUAAACAUUUAUUUCAAUGUGACUCGAUUUUGUUGCCUUACUAACUUUAUAAAGAUGAUCAUUGGUUCUACACCCCUUGAGCUAUCCUGUUUCCGUUUCUUGUCGAUUAGUCCUCAGCGUAAUGUACGUGCUGUUUAGUGUAUUAAUCCAAGUUAUUUUCAAAAAUUACCAAAGAAUAUUUGCGUUGUUAAAAUCUUGAUGGUUCGGGUAUGUAACUUAUGAUAAUCGUAAUUUUCUCGUUGGGAUAACAGGCACUGUCGCAUUCAGUGAGGAAGAAAAGGUUUAACUCCAUUGCUAGGGGGCGCUACUUACGUUUCACCCAACACAGUUGUCAAUUGACAUUGAAAUAGUACUUACAAAAACUGAUAGCAUUCUGAAAUUACACAUUUACUUCUGUGAACUGAAGGGUGACAUGAAAUUUUAUUUAUCGACAUAAAAUUUUCGAAACUAGCAUCUUCUCUAUCUUAUCUAUUCGUACUUUUCCUGUAUAAUUUAGUUUAACAAAUGAAGGACAUUGGCUUUUUCGUGCAUUUUUAAACACCCGAGUUUGAUAUGUUAAAUAAUGAAAAAGACAAUAUUUUUUAAUUUACCUAAACAUAGGUACUCUUAUAUAUACAACUCUAAUUAGCUUUUUUAAUUUAUACCACACUUGAGCUAUAUGCGGAAAUAAAUAUUCCAAUUUUCAAGCUUCUCCGUCAUGAUUUUAUAUCGCGUAGACGUUGCUCUCAAACGUUGCACGGCUUUUAUAAGCAAGAACGAACUCUCGCAACACGUGAGGUAACAUGCAAUUUUAUGUCUGCGUCGGUUUUGUACAAUUGUGCAACUCGUACCAUAACUCAUGCGGUUCCACAAACAUAGCAUAUGAAUAGGCCUUUAAUAGGCCUUUGUUUCUCGUAUUAAAACAAUUCUAUAGUAUCUUGUUUACAACUUGUAAAAAUUACGAUAGUACAGCAUUGCUUUGUACUUAAAGAAACUUGCGUAAAAAGGAAUGAUAUCUUCAAUUCUCCAUAGUUAACUGAUAUUGUACUUAAUCUUGAAUUUGUCUUAAGCAUAUCGCACACCAGCUUCAACAGUAUCAAAAGGGAUUUUUUUUUAAUUGUUAAGGGCGCGUCGCGCAGAACGUCCUUAUCACAACUUAUACUCAAUCUCAAGUUAACAGAUACCACUUAUGACGACGGUAACAUUUUAUUUUAUAUUAAAAAUAGACAUCACAUUUUCACUUGUCUUUCGUGUUUGCAAUUUUUCAGUUAUGUCAGUAUUGAAACCGGUGUGCGAUAUGUAGUGUUGUCUCGAGUAAUCGAAAUCUUCUGUUUUGAUAAAGAUCCAUAAAGGGAAAAUUGCAAAAAAACAUCUAGAAUUCGUGUUGUUAAAUAGCUUAGAGAAUUGUAAAAGAAUUAGUCAACCUUAUUUAAUGAAUUUUAAGUGGUCUAUUUACUUAGUUAAGAUUAGUAUUACGACCUAUUACGACUAUUACGACCGUUCUUUGAUAUGGGUGAAGCGUCUGCAGCGCCAUCUGUCCCGGCCUUUUCGUUUACUUCCCUAUUGUAUGUGUCAUUCCAUAACAUAUUACAAUACAAUAGGGUAUUUGACAGAUAUCUAAAAAUUCAAACGUUGCGGAAUUUGACAAGUGUAUAAAAUACAGAACUGUUUGUUCGCAGACGUAAAUAGAAAAGGUAGGAACAGAAUUGAAGUCUUGACAAUUAGGCUAAAUUUAUACUGCGGCGGAACGGACUGGAAGCGAAUUUUUGUAACGAUAUUGUACAUAGCAUAAUUAACUUAUGGUCAAUUGUGUAACGUGCUAACUAGAUACGAGCCAUAUCCUUCCGCGGAUUUCUCGCGCAUGCUCGAGAAUGCUCGCGCAUUCCGGGCAUAUUUUGGCGC
Hyposmocoma kahamanoa is the source of this 2863-nucleotide messenger RNA. RefSeq names its product vesicle-associated membrane protein-associated protein A (gene Vap33). Gene Ontology annotation, molecular function: FFAT motif binding. The transcript is spliced from 8 exons. The record is from RefSeq and is a predicted model, not a curated record. Gene Ontology annotation, biological process: endoplasmic reticulum membrane organization. Gene Ontology annotation, cellular component: plasma membrane; endoplasmic reticulum membrane. Lineage: Eukaryota; Metazoa; Arthropoda; Insecta; Lepidoptera; Cosmopterigidae. Bases 15 to 839 code for a protein of 274 amino acids.